Messenger RNA from Orycteropus afer afer, 558 nucleotides. NCBI's taxonomy places the organism in Eukaryota, Metazoa, Chordata, Mammalia, Tubulidentata, Orycteropodidae. The record is from RefSeq and is a predicted model, not a curated record.
AUGACUCGGCGGCUAGGGGCUCCUGGGUGGCCCAGGGAAGAUAUUAGAUGUACCCGCUACCCGCUCCGCGCGGGCCGUCGUGCAAUGCUAUCCGAGCUCCGCGCGCAGAGCGCGCCCCUCCUCCUUAAGUCCGUCCUCUCUGAAACCUUGGCAGCGAAGAGGGAUCACAUUUCCUUUGUCAUCGGGCCAUUUCGCCCUCGCCUUGGUCCCCCCUCCGAUCCCGAUCCGCGGGGACGGAGCCUCCUCCCGAGCGCGCUGGAAUCAGUGGAAUCGUCAACGGCCCCGCGCGCCGAGCUCGGGAACCGCGUGGCCGACGCUGACCGCCAGCGCCCGCGUCAUCUUCCUUCUGAAACGAGUUGCGGAACAGGACUCGGGUGGCCCCGACCGUGCUGUGCCUAUGCGGCUUUGCUCAAGCAGUAACUCGGCCUCCUGGGGCUUCAAAACACCCCCAAUUCGGCCGCGCGCGCGCGCGCGCACCCCCUCUUUCUCUGCUUUACCGCCUCUUCCUCCUUCACCUCCUCCUCCACCUCUUCUCCGUACUCCGGUUAUUGGGACUGA